UCUUCCGUGAUGGCAGUUGUCCACAACCGGACCUCCCCCCUGGGUCACGCCGCCCCUGCCGCCUACACCCACUGCCACGCCGCUGGAUCUCCACCCCCACCCUCUCCGCUCCACUGGAUCCCCGCACGCCGCACCACCCCCGGCCAUGGGUGCUGGCUACCCGCCUCCCCCUCCCCCAGCUCCCCCGGAUCCUUGCACCACCAGGCCAUGGCGAUGGCUGCUCCCCUCGCCGGGAAUCCCCGCUCCUCCGGCCAUGAAGGGCUCCUCUAGCUCCGGCCGUGCGCUCCAGCACCGACAGCCACUCUCGUACUCGUGUAGUUCAACUGCAACCCCACCAUCGGAUGCGCGGCCAUGGCAUGCCGACAUGCCGUCCCGGCGCAAGUCCUUUUCUCUGUAUCUUGACCUCGGACCUUUUUUUUCUGUAUCUUCAAAUUGGCUCUCUCCCCUCUCUUUUUUUGGAUUUCACGCUUCAACUGUUCGUGACCUUCCUCCCAAGUCUGCUUCCGCAUUUUUGGUUGGUGAAGCAUGCCAUCGUUCUUCAUUUCAAUCCAAAUCAGACAUGGGUCGGUUUCGCGCGCGAGCACGGCAGCCCCUGAGCAACAUUUCAAUGCUCGCACUUCCUAGGAACCAGGAGUCCCACGACCGCUUCCCUUUCUUCAGCUCGCUGCCGAGCGUCUCCAGCCAAGACGUGACAGAGAUGGCCAUGGCCGCCCGAUGCCGGAGCACCGCCGGCCAAGGACCUGCCGCCAUCCAGACCCCCUCCACGCCAUCUCCAUCUCACCGGAGACCUGCACCAAGUCCCAUCCAGCGCCGUCGCCACCCUUCGGCCCCCACCCCGUAGGUCUGCAGCCUGAGCGCUUCAACCGACUUGUGCCUGAAGCAGAGGAGAGGAGCUCCCUGCCACGAGCCUCUCUGGCGCUGGCAAACCAGCAGGCUGACCUCGCCUCCUUCUUCCUUUUUUUCCGCCGCGACGCAUCACCCCUUCGCUGUCUCCUACGGCGUGGACGCCGACGACAAGCGGUGGCCCGUACCCGGCGGUGGAGAACGAGGUGAAGCAGUUUAAUUAAGGAUCGCGGGCAGGAUUGUAACUAAUGCAGCGUUGUUUUUGUAAAAGCGAAGCGUUUUCUGAUAUACCCACUUAAAAUAGGAUGGCAGGUUGAAUUCUAAUAAAUGGGGGACUUUUCUGGAAAAA
Molecule: messenger RNA, 1192 nt
Organism: Triticum dicoccoides
Lineage: Eukaryota; Viridiplantae; Streptophyta; Magnoliopsida; Poales; Poaceae
Exons: 2
Coding region: 146-841 (231 amino acids)
Source: RefSeq, a predicted model, not a curated record